CUCAGAGCCGGGGGAACGGAGAGAUAAAACUGGGCGCUGACGCUCGCCUGAAAAACACACCCACGGAAGCUCUAAGAUCCAGCCGCUCCCGCGGGCUACUCCCAGUUUCCUAGGAAGGGAGGAAGGGAGGGGGAAAACUGCCCCCGGCUCACCGCCCGGUAGACAGCGAGCCCUGCACACUCCCACAGCCAGAACUGCCGUCAGCGGGCACCACAGCCCCAGAGGGCGGCACCCCUGACGGCAGAGUCCGCAGUCGCUCAGUCCAGCUCCGCCUUCCUUCCUUCGUCCCUCCCCGUCCCGCCCAGCUCCGCUAUGUGCGCGGCUGCGCCUUUCCAGCCCGGUUUUUUUCCCGUUGCGGCUGCCGCUCUGGAGGUUGGUUGGCAGCGGGCCGUGCUGCCCAGCUGGCGCUCCGCCAUGUGGCUGCUGACCACCGGAGCGGUUCUCGCCGUCUUGGGCAAAGGUUCCACCGAGCUGCGGUUUGACGCAACGAAAUUUGUUGAGAAAUACGCCUGUAAUGAUGUAGUUAUUUUACCUUGCAUUGUGACUAACCUCCGUGAGUCCAAUGUUAGCAAGAUGCAUGUUAGGUGGAUGGUAGAAGAUCGAGUCGUUUUUGCUUUUCAUGGACCAAAUCAGAGCUAUUACAGGGACCCGUCACUUCCAUCGGCUGUCUUUGCUGCUGAGGCGGAUUUAGCUAAGGGUGAUGCCUCGCUACAACUUAAAAGUUCAGAAGCAAAGGAUGCAAAUUACACCUGUGAAGUAACAGAAUUAAACAGAGAAGGUGAAACAAAGGUGGAACUUAGAACUCGCACGGGUGAGUUACCUGUCAUUUUUAUUUUUAUUUUUUUCAUGACAUGUUGGGAGUGAAAGACAAGAUCUUGUGGGAAAGGGAAAUUAAUGAAUGUCAAAGUGUUAUUUAUUGAAACUGAAAAUACCCAGAGUGUAGCAUCUGGGCUUUUUAGCUUGAAUGCUGUUGUGUAUUAUUUUGUUUUAAGUUAGAGGGGAGUGCCUCUGGGGGAAAGAUCUGAACAUGUUAGUAAUGGCUGAAGAUUUUGAUGAGGUUGGAAAUGGUACUGCUAGGUGCUAAGUCAUCACAGAAUCACAGAAUGACCCGGGUUGGAAGGGACCUCAAGGAUCAUGUAGUUCCAACCC
Molecule: messenger RNA, 1149 nt
Organism: Coturnix japonica (Japanese quail)
Lineage: Eukaryota; Metazoa; Chordata; Aves; Galliformes; Phasianidae
Source: RefSeq, a predicted model, not a curated record